Molecule: messenger RNA, 1182 nt
Organism: Moesziomyces antarcticus
Lineage: Eukaryota; Fungi; Basidiomycota; Ustilaginomycetes; Ustilaginales; Ustilaginaceae
Product: ubiquinol-cytochrome c reductase cytochrome c1 subunit
Exons: 3
Coding region: 1-1182 (393 amino acids)
Biological process (GO): mitochondrial electron transport, ubiquinol to cytochrome c
Molecular function (GO): heme binding; electron transfer activity
Source: RefSeq, a predicted model, not a curated record
AUGGCCAACUUGUUCAACAGUGCGCGAACUGCGUUCCGCGCAGCCGUCAACGGCUCGGCCGCCUCGGUAGGUAUCCAGUCGCACCAGCAGCCCAUGCCUCCGUCUCGCCGCAUUUCCGACCAUUCGCACUCCUCGACAGCCGUCACCAUUGGCACAAUCAUCAGCAUCCGACUCUAUCCUAUUGAGCCAGCACGCGCAUCGUCACCCGAACAGCGCGCCCAGCAAUUGCAGUCUUCAUCCGCACAGAAUGGUGGCAUUGACUCGCUUCCCUAUCCUCGGGUCAUUGCGGUCCGCAAUGCGUCGACACACGCUGCUCCCAACGCCUCGCAGUCGUUCCUCACCUCGCGAUCGUCGGCCAUCGCCGCCACCGCCGUCGCCGCCGGCUCGGUCGCCUGGUACAGCCACCUGUACGGCACGCUCCCCUUCCUGGACACCGCCAGCGCCAACAUGGCCGACGAGGGUCUCCACCCACCCAAGUACCCCUGGUCGCACUCGGGUGUCUUUGAGACUUUCGACCACGCCUCGAUCCGACGUGGCUACCAGGUGUACCGCGAGGUCUGCUCGUCGUGCCACUCACUCGACCGCAUCGCCUGGCGCAACCUCGUGGGUCAGUCGCACACCGUCGACGAGGCCAAGGCCAUGGCCGAGGAGGUCGAGUACGAGGACGGCCCCGACGACGAGGGCUCCAUGUUCCAGCGUCCCGGCAAGCUCGCCGACUACAUGCCGCGCCCUUACGCCAACGACGAGGCGGCUCGCGCUGCCAACGCCGGUGCGCUGCCGCCUGAUCUCAGCCUGAUGGUCAAGGCGCGUCACGGCGGUGCCGACUACAUCUUUGCGCUGCUCACGGGCUACACCGACCCUCCGGCGGGCGUCAAGGUGCAGGACGGCCUGAACUACAACUCGUACUUCCCCGGCACCCAGAUCGCCAUGGCGCGCGUGCUGUACGACGGCCUGGUCGACUACGAGGACGGCACGCCCGCCACCACGUCGCAGAUGGCCAAGGACGUGGUGACGUUCCUGCACUUCUGCGCCGAGCCCGAGCACGACACGCGCAAGAAGAUGGGCAUGCAGGCGGUGAUUGUGCUCUCGUCACUCACCGCGCUCUCGCUCUGGGUCAAGCGCUUCAAGUGGGCAGGCAUCAAGAGCCGCAAGAUCAUUUACAACCCGCCCUCGGCUCACUAA